This is a messenger RNA of Mustela lutreola (European mink), 2612 nucleotides long. RefSeq names its product phosphatidylinositol-4-phosphate 5-kinase type 1 alpha (gene PIP5K1A). Gene Ontology annotation, molecular function: phosphatidylinositol kinase activity. The transcript has 16 exons. The coding region runs from base 396 to 2084 and encodes 562 amino acids. NCBI's taxonomy places the organism in Eukaryota, Metazoa, Chordata, Mammalia, Carnivora, Mustelidae. Gene Ontology annotation, biological process: phosphatidylinositol metabolic process. The record is from RefSeq and is a predicted model, not a curated record.
GUUGGGCGAUAAACAGGCUGUGGCUAGGGAGGAGGGGUGGGAGGGUUUGUUCCGUUGGGACUUUUCAUGCCCUUUUAUUUCUUUAGGUGUGGUUAGGUUCAGCAGCCUGAGCGAGCGUAUUCUCUUGUGAAAGGGGAUUAAGAAGCUCCCGCGGAGAGCGGUCGGAGUUGCGGAGGGGUGCGAGACAGGAAUUCUCCCCUAUGCCAGCGAAAUGGUGCGGCCCUGAGCUGUUUCACUACCCGGCCCGACGAGUCUGAGAGAGGCCCCGGAGGGGGCAGGGAGGCGGCCCGCAGAACGCGGGUCCUGUGAAGAGACGUGGAGAAGAUUCGAUUUGGAGAAGAGGAAGAGCCCGAUUGAAGGGGAGCGAGGCCGCUGAGGGGGAGGGGGCUGCCAAGAUGGCGUCGUCCUCCUCUGGGCCGUCGGCGGCCGGCGUUUCAGCCUUGGAUCCCGCGGUCUCUUCCGGCGCCUCUUCCUCAGGUUUCAACUUUCUGUGCUGUGGGGUCAACCGUAAGAGAGCAUCAGGAAUCAAGAGAUCCAUGCCGUCUGAGGUUCCUUAUGCCUCUGGCAUGCCCAUCAAGAAAAUAGGCCACCGAGGUGUUGAUUCCUCAGGAGAGACGACGUAUAAAAAGACAACCUCAUCUGCCUUGAAAGGUGCCAUCCAGUUAGGCAUUACUCACACUGUGGGAAGCCUGAGUACCAAACCAGAGCGUGAUGUCCUCAUGCAAGACUUCUAUGUUGUGGAGAGUAUCUUCUUCCCCAGUGAAGGGAGCAACUUGACCCCUGCUCAUCACUACAAUGACUUUCGGUUCAAGACCUAUGCACCUGUUGCCUUCCGUUACUUUCGGGAGUUAUUUGGUAUCCGGCCUGAUGAUUACUUGUACUCUCUUUGCAGUGAGCCGCUGAUUGAACUCUGCAACUCUGGAGCUAGUGGUUCCCUCUUCUAUGUGUCCAGCGAUGAUGAAUUCAUUAUUAAAACGGUUCAGCAUAAAGAAGCGGAGUUUCUGCAGAAGCUGCUUCCAGGAUACUACAUGAACCUCAACCAGAAUCCUCGCACUUUGCUGCCUAAAUUCUAUGGACUGUACUGUGUGCAGGCAGGUGGUAAGAACAUUCGAAUUGUGGUGAUGAACAAUCUCUUACCACGGUCGGUCAAGAUGCACAUGAAAUAUGACCUCAAGGGCUCAACCUACAAACGGCGGGCUUCCCAAAAAGAGCGAGAGAAGCCUCUCCCCACCUUUAAAGACCUGGACUUCUUACAAGAUAUUCCAGAUGGUCUUUUUUUGGAUGCUGACAUGUACAGUGCUCUGUGUAAGACCCUACAGCGUGACUGUUUGGUGCUGCAGAGCUUUAAGAUAAUGGACUAUAGCCUCUUGAUGUCAAUCCAUAACAUAGAUCAUGCACAGAGAGAGCCCUUAGGCAGUGAAGUGCAAUCCUCAGCUGACACUCGCAGACCAGCCCCCCAAAAGGCUCUCUAUUCCACGGCUAUGGAAUCUAUCCAGGGCGAGGCUCGGCGAGGUGGCACCAUGGAGACUGAUGACCAUAUGGGUGGCAUCCCUGCCCGCAACAGUAAAGGGGAAAGGCUGCUGCUUUAUAUUGGGAUCAUUGACAUUCUCCAGUCUUACAGGUUUGUUAAGAAGUUGGAGCACUCUUGGAAAGCCCUGGUACACGAUGGGGACACCGUAUCAGUGCAUCGCCCAGGCUUCUAUGCUGAACGGUUCCAGCGCUUCAUGUGCAACACAGUGUUCAAGAAGAUACCCCUGAAACCCUCUCCUUCCAAAAAGUUUCGGUCUGGCUCAUCUUUCUCUCGGCGAGCAGGCCCCAGCGGCAACUCCUGCAUUACUUACCAGACAUCGGUCUCUGGGGAGCACAAGGCACAAGUGACAACCAAGGCGGAAGUGGAGCCAGGCGUCCACUUCGGUCGUCCUGAUGUUUUACCUCAGACUCCACCUUUGGAGAAAAUCAGUGAGGUCUCGACUCUUCCUGACCCCUAUUUCUCACCUGUAGUUGGAGAGACUUUGCAAAUGCAAACUACAAGUUCAGCCCUCUUGGAAAAGCCUGAAGUUGCAGAGUCAGAGUUCACCCAUUGAGCAGAAAAAUUCAGAAGACCUGGAACAAGAUUCUGCCAGCUUGGUGAUCCCAAGAAGCCAGCCCUUGCCCCAGCAAUGCUGAAUUUUCUUCUUCGUGGUCAUCACAAAAGGAAUAUAAUGGAGGCUGGGGGAGCUCUCUGCCUCCUUCCUGAAGAAGAACCUCUUCUCCUUCCCCUUCCUUAUGAAUGGGCACCAGUGCCUCGGACAGUUGAGGACAGCAACAUCUUCUCCACUUCUGAAUUAGAUGGCACAAGUUUUCAAGGGGCCAGCCUUGGCUUCCACAACUGCAUUGUUUUCAAACCCCCAUUCUUCCUGCUGGAAGUGGGGUUGCUGGAUUUGGUGGUUUUCUUCCUCUUCAUCUACCGUUCACCAGGAGCUGGACUCUUAAAUUUCCUCAGGCAGACUGGCUGGCACAUUAUCUCCACCUUCUCGCUUUCUCUGGAAGAAGAUCCUUGUAAUCUCUGUUAAGGUUUUGGGGAUAAGGGUGUUAAGCCAAAUCCCACCUUAAUUUUUUUUUUUUUUUUAAUU